UUUUCGGCGACCUUUACGACUUCCCUCCGCUGUCUUCGGUCAAGUCGACUCCACGCACCCUCCCUCUGCAAAAAUGAGCGACGACCAAAGCACAGAUGUGGUAGAUGUUCAGGACCAGGAAUUGCAGGCAAUGAAAGCUCGCGUGGCCGAAAUGGAGGCCGAAGCCGAGAAGCUGCGAGAAAUGCAGGAGCAGCUCGACAAGGAGAGCGAGGCUCUCCGCAACGACAAAGAGGCUCUCGACGCCCAGAGUGUGUAUGUGGGCAAUGUAGACUACAGCGUGACGCCAGAGGAGCUGCAGGCUCACUUUGCCGAGUGCGGUCCCAUCAACCGCGUCACCAUUCUGUGCGACAAGUUCACCGGACACCCUAAAGGUUUCGCCUACAUCGAGUUCGCCGAGCCCAGCGUUGUCCCCAACGCCUUGCUACGCAAUGGCUCCAUGCUCCACGACCGUCCUCUCAAGGUCACUCCCAAACGCAUGAACAUCCCCGGCAUGUCCCGCGGCCGAGGUCGCGGCCGAGGCCGCGGCAUGCGUGGACGUGGACGCGGUGCUUUCCGCGGAGGAUACCGCGGGAGGGGUCGUGGGUAUACCCCGUAUUAGUGCGUGUGCACGUGAAAAGUAAAACAAGACGUGCCGACCGUAUACACUCCUGGAAACGGGCGUCUUUCUUCGUUCUUUCAAGCGGCCUGCUCCUGCAGCCCCUUGUUCCCUUGUUUCGGCCGUUUAUGUUUGGCGCGCACCAGCCGUCCCUGUGACUGGUGUGUAAAACGGCGUCAGUUUGUUCCAACGGGUUUCGCUGCUUUCCGGUACGAAACAAGACAUGCGUAAUGAACAAUUGAACAAUUCAUAGCGACGUUUGUAAAUGGAAAGAUUUGUUGAAUAGUGCAGUACAGCAGACGUGCGAC
Molecule: messenger RNA, 903 nt
Organism: Schizosaccharomyces japonicus yFS275
Lineage: Eukaryota; Fungi; Ascomycota; Schizosaccharomycetes; Schizosaccharomycetales; Schizosaccharomycetaceae
Product: poly(A) binding protein Pab2
Exons: 2
Coding region: 74-598 (174 amino acids)
Biological process (GO): nuclear mRNA surveillance of meiosis-specific transcripts
Cellular component (GO): nuclear exosome focus; nucleus; chromatin
Molecular function (GO): poly(A) binding; nucleic acid binding; RNA binding
Source: RefSeq, a predicted model, not a curated record